UCAGACACCAGUCAGAUCAGUUCUAAAUAUUUAGAAGACAAGACGUGUCCGUGCCAUUGACUGGUGGAAUACUCCCAAAUAGAACAACAUGGCUACAUUCUAUACGACGUUUAUUUUCUUUCUAAGUCUUUUGCACUUAAUUGUUUCAAUUCAUGUUGGUACUUCAACCGAUAUUCAGCCGAACAGGAUACUUGAUGAGUCUCUUGUGAGUGAACGAACAAAGCGUCAAACGCUUCAAGGUCAUAACCGGUUUGAUCGCAUGAUUAAUGAAUUGCGUGCCGCCGCUCAAGACCCCAGCCAACCAUUCAAACCUUACCGAUAUAUGAGACCGUACAACACACGAAAUUUUCCUUUUCGAGAAAUAAUUGAACGAGUAGACACCGAUUUUGCUGGUCUCGAAAUUCGUGUGCCCGUAUAUUUGAGAGCGACAAUUUUAAGUAGUCAUGUCAAAGAUGGACCCACCGCUAUUCCACAGCACAUAAGAGACUAUUUAGAGCGCGUGGGCUUCAAAAAAACUGCCACAAGAUGGGACCCUAAUGCCGAUCAAGCGGGUCAUUUGUUGGCUAAUUCAUUGGGCGGACCUACCGAUGAGCAGUUCAACUUCGCUCCGCAGGCCGGACGGCUGAACACUCUAACACCGAAUACGUGGUCGUUAUGGUGGGGUGAAGAGAUGGACAUGCUUGAAUUUUUACGGGAACCCAAUCGUAGGAUAGAAUGGGAAUUAUAUGCCAUACGUCCACCGUUAACAUCAACCUCACAAUGGCGCCUACGACCAACCAGUUUCCUUUUACGACAUAAAAAUUAUAACGAAGCUGGUGCCCUAGUUGACAAUGGAAACCAUCCCAUUGGUCAACCAACACCUGUCAUGUGCUUCAGCAACGAUGCUGCAAAUGAGUGCCACUAUAACGAGUGGUAAUAAAUAAUUUCUUAAGUGCACGCGAAGGAGUUUUGGAGAGCAUAAACAAAAUUGUAUCGAAUCUGUUUAUCUUUUCAACGGACAGCGGCUAAUUAUAUUGGAAUUUUGAGGGGCCUACUUUUAUUAAAUAAUUUUACCUCGUAAAACUUUUUUGUGUAGGCAAAUAUGUAUAAAUAUAUAAUGGUUUUCAGAAAAAAAAAUAUUAUUUUA
Molecule: messenger RNA, 1126 nt
Organism: Anastrepha ludens (Mexican fruit fly)
Lineage: Eukaryota; Metazoa; Arthropoda; Insecta; Diptera; Tephritidae
Exons: 3
Coding region: 89-916 (275 amino acids)
Source: RefSeq, a predicted model, not a curated record